ACAUCUAACAACAGCACCAUGCCUGAUAUAGAGGGUGCAAAGUCCCAUGCCGUUUUCCUUCGGACAGCAAUUUCUCCGGCCACAGGUUGCCCCCACAACUGGAGUAAAUUCGGUCAACGCUGCUUCUUUCUUGAGAAAGCAAGAAGGACUUGGGCUAAUGCUCAGCAAUUCUGUAAGACCAUUGGAGGAAACCUGGCAUCCAUCCACAGCGCAGAGGAGUACAAUCACUUACAGCAGAUGACAUCUGAACCAACAUGGAUUGGAGGCUCGGCUUGCCAAGAGGAAACUAAUUGGUUCUGGACUGACGGUACAACUUUGGAUUUUACGUUCUGGUGUCCAGCACAACCUGAUAAUACCAAAGAGCAGUGCUGUCUGCAGAUGAAUACUGGAGUUGGCCAAUGCUGGGAUGACGUAGGUUGUAGCAGUAUGCAACAGUCAAUCUGUGUCAUGUCACUCAUAUGAUGCCUGAGCCGACGCAGUGGCAUGCAUUCCAAUCAAUCCCACCAACACUGAAACCACCAAGGGCGUGUGAUUGUGUGUAUGUCUGUGUAAUCAUCUGUGUUUGUGUCAGAAUCCUUAAAGUUUUACAACAAUUAUCACAUCUUUAAUUCUUUUCUACUGUUACUUACUGCUACUGCCUAAAGGAUGACAGGACAAGUGAUGUAAACAGGAGCUGGAGAGCCUCUUAGAGCUUUCAAUAAAAGGAAAUUGAAUUGAAAUUGUUUAAUAAAGUCAGGUACUCUUUCAUGUAUCAUGUCAAAUUAAACCAUGCAUUGACACACAC
Etheostoma cragini (Arkansas darter) is the source of this 784-nucleotide messenger RNA. RefSeq names its product type-2 ice-structuring protein-like. Lineage: Eukaryota; Metazoa; Chordata; Actinopteri; Perciformes; Percidae. The record is from RefSeq and is a predicted model, not a curated record. Bases 19 to 462 code for a protein of 147 amino acids. Gene Ontology annotation, molecular function: signaling receptor activity. The transcript is spliced from 4 exons.